AUGGCCUCCUCUUCUUCUCAUAUCUCCCACGUCUCCCACGUCUCCCAGGGCCUCCCGACCGGUCUUUCAAAUGUCCUCAACAAGCCCGACGACCAGCGCGAUUCCGCCUACUACUCUUCCAGGGACGCCGCCUCGAGUAAACAUAAUUCCACCCAGUCGAGCAAUGGCAAUCCUUACCGUGAAUCCUCUUCCUCCACCCCUUCUCCCAUUUCGAAUGGCCUGAACACACAAUCUCUCAAUUCUCCUACCUCGGGCACGAUGAGCGUGGCUUCGAUUGUCUCGCCGACCACCUACCAAGGCUACCCGCAUCAAUUCUACGAUCACAACCAACAGAAUGGGGACCCGCGACGCGAAUCAGUCGACAGCAGAUUGGGUGCGAACUUUGGUGACUUGAAGUUGACGAGUUCCCCAUACGCAAGCGCCAACCCCUCCACCACCUCCUUGCAGAGCACACUCGCCCAACAACGAAACCCCGGCUCUGCUCACCCCGAUCGCAACUCCGGCCCUUUCCGUCUCUCCAGCGGCUACCAGCCUAAUUACCAACGUCUACCAGACGGCGGCACGCGCAAUGCCCCCCAGAUCACUGGUCCUGCGUCGGGAGUGAUUGCGCGAGCCCCGGAGCCCACUAGGGGUCAGGCCUGGGCUUUUCCGGAGGAGGAGGUGAAGAGAAUUCCAUCGGGCUCGAGACCUAAUGAUGAUAAAGGCAACCGCCAAGGCACCUCAUUCUUCGACGAUUCCAGGCGCAACUCGUAUGCCGACUCGGUCGCCAGCAGUCAAUACAACGCUGAGUCCCGUCUCCCUGCUGGCCAACGACGCUUGGAUGAGGGUACCCCGGUGUCUGAUUACCAAACGGAAUCGUCCGAGUUUCAGAUGAGCACCCACCACCAUAGUUUGCAACAUAGGCAGCUAUCGGAAUUGCAAGGCGAUGGUGACUCUCCUAAUAGCUCCCAACCUUACUCACGUACUCCCGAACUGCGCGUUUCUCACAAGCUCGCUGAGCGUAAGCGUCGCCUCGAGAUGAAGGACUUGUUUGACAACCUGAGGACAUUGCAAAGCGUCGAGCGGGGGGCCAAGGCUUCAAAGUGGGAGAUUCUGUCCAAGGCAAUCACCGAGCACGAGCGUCAAACCAAGGUUAUUGACGAUCAGAAGAAGCAGCUCAGUCGAGUGGAGCAACGCCUUGUCCGAUCAGAGCAGGACCUUGACAUCUCCAGACGUGAGGUCCAAAGUGUCAGAUCGGAGAAUGCGCAACUUCGAGCACAGUUGGCAGCUAUCCAAGGCAAUGGCUCUGCGGUCUCGUACCAUCAACCUACCCCCCCGGUCCACCAGCAACAUGGCUACAUGCCAGGUCCCGAGCAGCAAGUCCCGCAUCCAGCUCAACAACAGCUUCCACCUCUGCGAAACAUUCCUGGUCCUGAGGUUAUGAACGGAGUUCAAUACCAUGAUCAGCGAGCCAACGGGUACCGCGCAGGGGAUCGCUUCUAA
Drepanopeziza brunnea f. sp. 'multigermtubi' MB_m1 is the source of this 1482-nucleotide messenger RNA. RefSeq lists its product as uncharacterized. Gene Ontology annotation, molecular function: protein dimerization activity. The record is from RefSeq and is a predicted model, not a curated record. NCBI's taxonomy places the organism in Eukaryota, Fungi, Ascomycota, Leotiomycetes, Helotiales, Drepanopezizaceae.